Messenger RNA from Gossypium raimondii (Peruvian cotton), 2168 nucleotides. RefSeq names its product U11/U12 small nuclear ribonucleoprotein 65 kDa protein. NCBI's taxonomy places the organism in Eukaryota, Viridiplantae, Streptophyta, Magnoliopsida, Malvales, Malvaceae. The record is from RefSeq and is a predicted model, not a curated record. Bases 155 to 1594 code for a protein of 479 amino acids. The transcript has 12 exons. Gene Ontology annotation, biological process: mRNA splicing, via spliceosome. Gene Ontology annotation, molecular function: U12 snRNA binding; protein binding; pre-mRNA intronic binding. Gene Ontology annotation, cellular component: U12-type spliceosomal complex.
AUACCCAAAACUCUAAGGUGCAAUUUUUAUUUUACCUUAUAAUGUGAAAUAUAUAUACGGAAACUAAGAAAUCACAUUUGGGUUUCUGAAAAGUUCUCUCUUUUUUUUUUCUGACAAAUUUGAUUGAAACGAAAUAAGGUACUGUGAUGCUUUAAUGGCUGCUAUUCCAUCGUCGCAGCCUUUUAGCAGUCCUCAAAUGCAGCAAUUUGGAUAUCAAGGUGUUGAAGGAGCAACGUCAAACCCUAUAGGAGCGGAUUCUGUGGCUACCCUUUUGAUUCGGCAUCUUCCCGAGGCCAUUCCUCCCGAAACCCUCUUGCGGCUUUUCUCUCACUACGGAGCGUCAUCUGUUCAACCUUUCUCUAGUGGAAAGUUGAGAAACUGUGCUUUUGUGGAUUUCAAAAAUGAAGCAUUGGCUUCUCAAGCGCAUCGUCAAUUAAAUGGCCUGAAGUUUCUUGGUAAAGUCUUGUUAGUGGAGAGAGCUAGUAAGCCGGCUGAGCAAAAUAAACCUCAACAAACUGGAGUUCAGCUUGGAAAGGAUUUUUCACAAUCUGCAUCUUUGCUGAAAGAUGCCAACUCGACCAGAGACCCGAAUCUAGGUUCAAGAUCGGGAUCAAUACCUGCUAGUGAACCAAUUGCUCCUAGACUUGGUGUAGACUAUCCAUUUCCUCCUCACCUUGAAUAUGCUUACCCUCCACCAGAUGGAAAUAUUUUGACUAAUAUUGUCAAUGCACUUAUUGCUGUUCCCCGCUUCUAUACUCAGGUGUUGCACCUAAUGAAUAAAAUGAAUAUUCCAGCUCCAUUUCAUAUGGCUUUGCCCACACCACCUCUGCCACCUCCAGUACCUGCACCACAACAACCACCCCCACCUCCUGCUUCCACACCUGCUCAGCCUCAUUUGGAAGAUGCAUCUUCUAGUGAAUCUGAAAUGGAGUCUUCGGAUGAGGAGGUCAAUGACAAAGGUGUGCCAAAAUCUGCAAGGAAGCGUGCAAGGCGAGAAGUUAUUGUAGGCCCUGCAAUUGAUAAAAGUGUAGCUCAUGAAGCUGUUGGAGUGAAACCUGCCACCUUGAUCCCAAAAGAAAUCCCAUUGAUGAAAAAGAAGAACCCUUUACUACAGAUCAAAAUUGCCCCCAAACACAUUCCAUAUGAGCGGAAAGAUGAUGGUGCUGAUGAUGACCAUAAACAGAUUUUAGAGGAACUGAAUGAGGAAGGCUUAGAUGCUAAACAAUUUGCUUCUGCCGACGAGUUGGAAAAGGGAAAAUUGCCCCCAGAAGAAAUCUUAUCACUUCCAAUGUUUAAGAACUAUACAGCUGGUAAUCCUGCUUCUGUGUUGUAUAUAAAGAACUUGGCAAAGGAUGUUGUUCCUGAAGAUUUCUACUUCAUAUUUGGAUCAUUAUUUGGAAGCAUUGAUGCUGCUACAUCCGGUCUUAAUGUGAAGCUAAUGCAGGAGGGAAGGAUGAGGGGUCAAGCGUUUGUGACAUUUCCAUCAGUUGAACUUGCCCAUCGUGCUUUGAACCUCGUAAAUGGAUAUGUAUUCAAAGGCAAACCAAUAAUUGUCCAGUUUGGCCGGAAUCCAGCUGCAGCAAAAACAAAUUAAAUUGAUAUGAGGCGGUAGGAGCAAGUCUCCAUAUAUUGUUGAUUAGGCCUUAUUAAGUCAGGUAGUCUUACCUUCAUAAUGUUAUAAUCCCAAGGAUGCACCGAGCAAUGUGUGAUAGGGUUUAUGAAAUGAUAUAUCUUGCAACUAAAAUUUUCAUGUAGCAAAGCAGAGCAGGGUCUUGCAACUUGGCUUCCUUGAAGGUUCACUCCAAAAGUCAUGAUUUGUACCUUCAUUGGUGAAAGGAGAGCAAAGCAGAGCAGGGUCUUGCAACUUGCCGAUACAGAAUUUAAAGGUGCAGAGUCGCUAGGGUAAACCUUUAUCGUUCCAGAGCUCUAAUGUGAAGCCGUUGCAAUGCCCUCAGUUUUUCUUGGUCGAUCAUAAACUGGGUACAAGCAUGCUGUGCUGAAGUAGAACUUAUUUUUAGGCUUGGUACUCCUGAUUGUGAUUUGGAAUUUGGAUAAAAUAAAUUAGAUACAGAAUAGGAAAGCUUACACUUAUUUGGAGCCUUUCGAUACUUCAGGUUGUAAUAUUAUUAUUAUUAUAAUCAAUGGUUUCAAACACUCCUUUUUCAUCA